Scophthalmus maximus (turbot) is the source of this 745-nucleotide messenger RNA. RefSeq names its product acid phosphatase 1 (gene acp1). Gene Ontology annotation, molecular function: non-membrane spanning protein tyrosine phosphatase activity; acid phosphatase activity. Gene Ontology annotation, cellular component: cytoplasm. The record is from RefSeq and is a predicted model, not a curated record. Gene Ontology annotation, biological process: protein dephosphorylation. The transcript is spliced from 6 exons. NCBI's taxonomy places the organism in Eukaryota, Metazoa, Chordata, Actinopteri, Pleuronectiformes, Scophthalmidae. The coding region runs from base 68 to 544 and encodes 158 amino acids.
GCCGGAAAUAUAGAGGAAGAAGAAGAAGAAGAGUAGGAAGAAGAAGACGAAAAAGAAGAGUGAAAACAUGGCAGGCAGUAGUUCGAAGUCGGUUUUAUUCGUUUGCCUUGGGAACAUUUGCAGAUCCCCCAUCGCUGAAGCAGUCUUCAGGAAGAUGGCAACAGAAGCUGGCGUUGUUGAUAAGUGGAGGAUAGACAGUGCUGCCACCUCCACCUAUGAGAUAGGAAACCCUCCAGACCACCGCGGCCAAGCCUGCAUGAAGAGGCACAGUGUGCCAAUGAGGCAUGAGGCCAGGCAGGUGACCAAGGACGAUUUCAUGAGCUUUGAGUACAUUCUCUGCAUGGACGAGAGCAAUUUGAGCGAGUUGAAUAGGAAAGCAAAGUCUGUGAAAAACUACCAAGCAAAGAUCGAGCUUCUUGGUUCAUAUGAUCCUCAGAAGCAGCGGAUCAUCCAAGACCCAUAUUAUGGAAGUGACGAAGACUUUGGAAAGGUGUACGAACAGUGUGUACGCUGCUGCAAAGCCUUUCUGGAGGCAAACUCCUAACAACAAAGGAAACAGUCCUUCCUAAAAUCUAUAGGAUAAACCCUGAAUAAUCAACCCAAACAAUGUUUUGGCCGUGUCACACAAGCACUCAUCACUAUCACCCUGUUGUGGAUGUCGCUGAAAGGACUGUGUGUCUUUGUGUCAUUUCUCCGUGGACGAGUUUGUAGACUUAAUGAAAUAAAAGAAGUAAGUUCAUCUUUA